Molecule: messenger RNA, 2490 nt
Organism: Erigeron canadensis
Lineage: Eukaryota; Viridiplantae; Streptophyta; Magnoliopsida; Asterales; Asteraceae
Product: subtilisin-like protease SBT2.4
Exons: 7
Coding region: 1-2490 (829 amino acids)
Biological process (GO): proteolysis
Molecular function (GO): serine-type endopeptidase activity
Source: RefSeq, a predicted model, not a curated record
AUGGUGGUUCCUUCUUCUGUAGAAUGCCAACGACGACGAGCACGACACCGUGUAGUUGUAUUUGUGUUGUUGAUGUUAAUUUGUUGUAGCAUUAAUAAAUCAUUUGGAGAAGAAGAAAAAUGUCGAGAUAUAUACAUUGUGCUGGUGGAAGGCGAUCCCCCUGUUGCUUUUGUACAACAAGAUACCAAAAAAAGUGAAAUACUAAAGGCUCAUGCAAAGCGCCUGGAAGCAUCACAUGAUCAAUUCCUGCAAAGCACUCUAGAGGAAGGAACUUACAAGAAGCUAUAUAGCUUCAACCAUAUUGUGAAUGGAUUUUCUGUCCACACAACCCCUGCUCAGGCCAACAAGUUAAGGAAUGCUCCUGGUGUUAAACUCAUUGAGAAAGAUAGAGGAGCUAAAUUAAUGACCACUUACACCCCCAAGUUUUUAGGGUUACCGCAAGGAGUUUGGCCAACAGGACGGCUACGACACACCAAAAAUGCAGGUGAAGGGAUUGUUAUCGGGUUUGUUGACUCGGGUAUUAAUCCAUUUCACCCAAGCUUUGCGUAUGAUCCCAAGGACGACUAUUCUAGUUAUAACCGGACUCGGUUUCCUGGUGUUUGCCAGGAGGGACCUAUGUUUCCCAAGAGUUCGUGCAACGGGAAGAUUAUUUCUGCUCGUUUUUUUUCGGCUGGAAUGGAAGCAAGGGGCAUUCUUAAUGCUUCAGUUGACAUCUUGUCUCCCUACGAUGCAGUGGGACAUGGCAGUCAUGUUGCAUCAACUGCUGCUGGGAAUCAUGGAGUUCCCGUUGUUGUCAAUGGCUUCAACUAUGGAAGAGCUAGUGGGAUGGCACCACGUGCACGAAUUGCUGUGUAUAAAGCCAUAUAUCCAAGUGUAGGGACUUCAACAGAUGUUCUUGCAGCAAUUGACCAAGCAAUAAAAGACGGAGUUGAUAUCUUAACACUCUCCAUAGGCCCAGAUGAACCACCUGAAAAUACAAUCACCAUGUUAAGCAUGUUUGAGAUCUUUAUGUUGUUUGCACGCAAGGCCGGAAUUUUUGUGGCUCAAGCUGCUGGAAACCUUGGUCCAGGUCCAUAUACCACUGUCUCAUAUAGCCCAUGGUCGGUAGGUGUGGCUGCCUGCCACACCAAUAGAGCAUACCUGGGUUCUCUAGUUCUUGGAAAUGGCCAGAAAAUUGGAGGCAUUGGUUUAUCAGGACCGAGUUUUGGAGAAGGGUUACUACAAUAUAAGUUGGUUUUAUCGAAGGAUGCAGUGUUGGCAAAUGGAGUUUUUCCUAAAACUCCAGAAUUCAUGGACGAAUGUCAACAUCCAGAGGCGCUAGACCUUGUAAUUGUACAACAAAGUGUUGUUAUAUGCACAUUUUCAGCAGGAUUUCGCAAUGGGUCAUCAUCUCUACCAGCUAUUAUGAACACUGCGAGGACCCUAGGAUUCAUGGGUUUCGUAUUCGUUGCUAAUCCUAAUUAUGGUGAUUUCAUAGCAGACCCUUAUCCGUUCUCUAUUCCUGGAAUAAUGAUUCCGAAAGUUUGCGAUGCACAACUUAUAAUAGAUUAUUACGAGAAACAAACGGAAAGAAACGAUAAAGGAGUUGUAACGGCAUACCAUGGGCGAGCUGCAAUCAGAGAAGGAAGAUUUGCUACAUACGAUGAAAAAGCUCCAAUUGUUGGUAGAUAUUCUUCAAGAGGACCUAACUUCAUUGACUUAAAAAGAAAACCAACAGAUUUACUGAAGCCGGAUAUAUUAGCUCCAGGCAACAAUAUUUGGGCAGCUUGGAGCCCAAUGAGUGUGAAGAACCCAAUUUUGUCAGGUUAUAACUUCGGUUUGUUAUCUGGUACGAGUAUGGCAGCACCACACAUUGCGGGAAUUGCUGCACUGAUAAAGCAAAGGAAUCCUUCAUGGUCCCCAUCAAUGAUAGCAUCUGCUAUGGCAACCACAGCAACUACAUACAACAAAUAUGGGGAACCAAUUAUGGCCGAAGGGCAAGAACUCUACAGCUUGCAUCAAUCUACGCCUUUUGAUCAUGGUGCAGGUCUUGUUAGUGCCACUCAUGCCAUUGAUCCUGGGCUAGUUCUUAUCUCAGGAUUUGAAGACUACAUGAGCUUCUUGUGCUCGUUGCCAAAUACUGAUCCAGAAAUUAUCAAGACCGCAAUCGGUGAAUCAUGUGCACACUCCUUCAGUGCACCAUCAGACCUAAACAUCCCUUCACUGACAAUUUCAGCACUAUCGGGAUCACAGAUGGUAAAGAGGACAGUCAAAAAUGUUGCCAACAAUGUGGAGACAUACGUGUGUGCAGUUGUACAGCCUACCGGAGUGGCAGUUGAAGUGAAUCCAGCAUGGUUCACCAUUGUUCCACAGGGCUCUCAAGAUUUGGAAGUGAUACUUAAUGUUACACAAGUACAGGACUCAUUUAGCUUUGGUGAGAUUGUAUUAACAGGAAACUUGAAACAUAUAGUGAGGAUACCUCUCUCUGUAUUACCAGUGUCAAUGUCAUAA